AUGACCAAGUCCGUCGAAGAGUUUUCAACCAAACGCAUCGUCUUCGAAACGUCGGUUCCCGUGGACGAAGUGGUCGCGCGCCUCGACAAAGAGCUCAACAGCGACAAGGCCUGGCCACAUUUGUUCGAGCUCUUGGAGGGAGUGAAGACUAGGGAGGAGUUGGAACGGGGUUUCCUGAAAGUCAGCGAGGGAAGAGAUUUCGUGUACGUCCUCUUCGGGAAGUUACCGCUCCAUGAGUGGCGAAAUGCAUACCUCGGGGCCACCGAUGGCCCGAAAACAUACCAGUAUUCGUUUGGAAAUCCGCCUGUAGCGCAACCGAUGCUACAGCUGGAGCCCUACGCGACGUUACACGUCCCGCUGCGCAUGCUUGUCUUGGAGAAGGAAGAUAAGACUGGCACGGAGAUCGUCUACAUGCAGCCGUCGAUCAGCUUCGGUGCCCCAAGGAACGGCAAAGUUGACGAAGAGCUACGCGCUAUGGCAGAGGAAAUUGAUGACAAGGUAGAGAGUUUGGUCCGAAGAGUGAUUAGUGCUUGA
Molecule: messenger RNA, 534 nt
Organism: Laetiporus sulphureus 93-53
Lineage: Eukaryota; Fungi; Basidiomycota; Agaricomycetes; Polyporales; Laetiporaceae
Exons: 2
Coding region: 1-534 (177 amino acids)
Source: RefSeq, a predicted model, not a curated record